This is a messenger RNA of Chiloscyllium plagiosum (whitespotted bambooshark), 3386 nucleotides long. It is a transcript of the gene stk33, whose product is annotated as serine/threonine kinase 33. Gene Ontology annotation, molecular function: protein kinase activity; ATP binding. Gene Ontology annotation, biological process: protein phosphorylation. NCBI's taxonomy places the organism in Eukaryota, Metazoa, Chordata, Chondrichthyes, Orectolobiformes, Hemiscylliidae. The record is from RefSeq and is a predicted model, not a curated record.
UAUCAAGAUUAUUCAUUCUGUCCACUGUUGCAUCACCAAUUAGUCUCGUCAUGCAUUCUGUGAAGAAUGUGUAGUCACUAAGGUUCCCAGACCCAAUGCAAAGUAACUAAACCUUUUAUUUUCUUUCUUAAAAAAAGAAGUCCUGGCAGGUAUCUCAUGUCAGCUAACACCUUCUAAGUUGUCCCAGAUGAGGCGCUGAACCACCUGAAAAACACACUUGCCUUAGUGGCAACUCUUUAAUCUAAGGCACAGUCACCAUUGUCGGAUUUGACACGCAGCCUAGACUGAUAGUUCUGUUUACUACGAAGGACCUACUUCAUUGUAAAAGCUUCCCAGCAUCCACAGUAUUCUACUUUUAGAAAUACUAGGAAGUUUACUUAGAAAUCAUUGUUUCCGUCAGAAACAUCAUAUAGACCAUUUGAAUUCCUGAAUUACGCUUGAACUAGCUGAACAAACCAGCAGCAGUCAUUCGAUCUUGAUCUGACAUAAUGACACACAAGUUACAGUAGCAUGGCUGUGAGUUUCAUUGUUAGACAUACCUCAUAUUAAAUCAGCGUCAGAAGAAUCCAGUUUGUGCAUCCCUUCUCUUCCUGUGGUGUCUUGUCAAGAUGAAGCAGCAUUAACUGGUGACAUUCAGGAGCUGUGCACUUCACCCUAAUUUGUCACAUGUCACUUUGGAUCUGUGAUGGUGCUGAUACAUUGACCUUGGGUGAAAAGUGGACAAUAAAUUUGAAGAUGAUGCAACAGCUUAAAGUAACCAUUACCUGUGAAGAUAAACAGAUUUAUGUGGCAACCAAGAAAUAACAAGCAAUUACCAAGCAUCACAACCCAAAAUACUCCUGUGAACAUUCUAAAAAUGAGGAGUUUGUUUCCCAUUUGGUCAGUCUUCAAAAUUGCUUAUUAUCUUCAAGGUGAUCUGGAGGCCAGAAGCAAGGAAAGUGAAAUUGCUCAAGAUUCCUGUAAGAUGCCUUCACAGCGUGCCACUGUCAAUAAUGCUGAAUACAAGGUGGUACCUCACACCAGAGUUGAUGAUGAAUUUGCUAUUCGGCAAAUCUAUAACUUUGGUCAAAGGCUGGGUCAAGGCAGCUAUGGGGUAGUGAUAGAGGCCACACAUAAUGGCACUGGCAAGAAGUGGGCAAUCAAAAAGGUCAAUCGGGAAAAGGCUGGGAGUUCAGGGGUGAAGCUGCUGGAACGCGAAGUCAGUAUUUUAAAGCAAGUGGACCAUGAACAUAUCAUUCAUCUGGAAGAGGUGUUUGAAACACCCAAACGGGUAUACUUGGUGACAGAGGUCUGUGAAGGCGGAGAACUAAGUACAGUCCUUCAUAGAAAAAAACGCUUAAGUGAGAAAGAGACGAGACAUGUGAUUCGAAGCCUAGCAAGUGCAAUUGCUUACCUACAUAAAAAUGAUAUUGUCCAUCGGGAUUUAAAACUGGAAAACAUCUUGGUUAAAAACAAUGAAAGCGACAGUGAAAUUGACAUGAAACUGAACAUCAAGGUAACUGAUUUUGGACUUUCUGUACAGAAAGGGGGUGUUGGUAGUGACAAAAUGUUACAGGCAACCUGUGGAACUCCUUUGUAUAUGGCUCCAGAAGUUCUCAGUGCCCAUCAGUAUACCCAACAGUGUGACACGUGGAGCAUUGGAGUCAUUAUGUAUACAUUGCUUUCAGGAGAUCCACCAUUUGUGGCCAACUCAGAAGAGAAGCUUACUGAGUUGGUAAACAAAGGAGAACUACACUUUGAUGAUUCAAUUUUACAGCAAAUCAGUGAUGGUGCAAAAGAUGUGCUGUCUCGUCUUUUAAAAGUGGAUCCUGCCCAUAGAAUCACAGCCAAUGAGCUUCUUGACAACCCAUGGGUCACGGGUGAUACUACAGCCAUACAAAGACCACCAAACGUGCUUGAAAUGAUGAAACAGUGGAGAGAGGACCUGGAUGGAGAUGAAGAAGAAUCAAGCUCAAGUUCUGUACCGAGCAGUAUUUUUCAUGACAUGGAAACUAGCCAGGACGGUGGGGAGAGUUCUACCAGCAGCAAUGGUACAUCAAAUAGUUCCAGAGAAAUUGACGGGGGUAGUAAGCAGCCCCGCUCUCCAUCUACACAGAGCACAAAGAAGAAUACCAUUGCAAGUUUUUCUGUUGAUGGAUCACUUCCUGUGAAGAAAACCACCAAAUUCAGCAGCAAUCUUCCUGGGAGCAAGACUUCUCCAAAACUAAACAUGGCACGAACAUCAUUCCAAGAUAAACGAACAUGGUCACCCACACACUUGAUCCCAUCAAUCAGAUCAGGUUCUAUCUCUGGUAAGCCAGAGGUACGUAGAUCCAUAACCCCAAUUGGUGAUGCCUCUGGAUAUAAACACACAAAUAAGUCUGCUCCCAAAACCAAGAAGAGCACAUAGGAUAAGGAACGUCGAAACCACUAAACUUCAAAAUGAUGCCAAAUGCGAACACUUCAAAAAGCAACCAUGAAUUGCAAUGUUACAAGAUGACUUUGGCUCUCUUGUCUUUGCUGCUGAUCACUAUGUGUGCAUAAACACUUUUUAUAAAUCUUUGACUUAUAUAUUUCACUUUGUAGUAUAUAAAAUUUAAGAGGAAUGAAUGUAACAAGGAAACUGUUCACCAAUUAGCUUUCUUAAAGUAUUUAUUAAUACAGUACAGAUGGAAGACAUAAUUUAUCUUGCUUAGUUUUACCAGUACUGUUGAAAAUCAGAAGUAGUACAUUUAAGGUGUCUGAAUUUGACAUUGAAUAAUUUGCUGCAUUUGCACAUUAGAUUCAAUGUCAUUGCUCAUUUAUAUAGUUGCUACUUGAAUGCUGCAGUAACCCUUAAAGAGCCAAUCAAUGAAUAGUCUGCAAUGAAAAUUAGGACAUCUCUAUACAACUAGUUAACCAGGUAUGAAGAAAUGUAUUCAUUUUCAGCCUUAGACAAUUGCCCAUACAGUUAUGAUAACAUUGCCACUUUUAACAUGCAAAUUGAGUGAUUGUAGUGUUAUUUCCACAAAUUGUAAAUUUAUCAAUUUAAUAUUGAGUUCUCAAAAGGAGGUUAGUACAUGUAAAAUAUAUUAGAUAUAUAUUACCACUUAUUUACACAAGAAGUAUUACUGUAAAAAUGUCCUUUACAUGGCUAACUUCAGUGAACUUGAAUCUGGUUAUAUCUGAAAUAUGCAUAAACAUUUUCUGCUGUUCUGUUAAAAUAUAUUGAGUUGGCCUAAGCUGUACUGUAGCAUGACAUCAUGUACUAGGAAUCCAGAUAUUCCAUCUCAGUAACUGUCAGAGGAUAAUAGUAUCAGUUCUUGACUUAAGUUUUCUGUAGCAUAUAUGGGACUUUUAAAAGCAGAUGUUUUCUUUUGAGUUGGAAAAUAAAUAUUACCACCUUUGAAUGAAAACUUGCAGGGAUG